AUGGCCAGUAAAGAACUCAUUGAAGCAAAAGGUGUACAAUUAAAUAAAGUUCUGGAAGUUGAUAAAUUACGAGAGACCUUUUUGGACAAUUUCUUGAAGGAUCGUUGGAAAUUCUAUCAAAAGGGUUUAUUGAAUGAGACAUUUGUCAGAUUAUUAGAAGAAUGUUCCACUUGGAACCCUACAAUAGAUAUGAGACACAAAAUGUCAAUUGAGCAAGUACAAGGUCAAGAAUCUCAACGUUUUAUGACACGAAGUACUGCUCGUGUCCGCAUCGACAAUGUCAAAAGACAACGAGCAGCAAGUUAA
Molecule: messenger RNA, 306 nt
Organism: Funneliformis caledonium
Lineage: Eukaryota; Fungi; Glomeromycota; Glomeromycetes; Glomerales; Glomeraceae
Source: the annotation of a GenBank genome assembly